Molecule: messenger RNA, 507 nt
Organism: Anthostomella pinea
Lineage: Eukaryota; Fungi; Ascomycota; Sordariomycetes; Xylariales; Xylariaceae
Source: the annotation of a GenBank genome assembly
AUGGAUCCGCAUCAGACUGAAGUCAACGAGGAUGGCUGCUACGUAGGUCUGACGCAUGACCACCUCAGUGUCCAGAACAUAAUGGACCGCGUCCGCAGCCCUCAAGCGGGCGCCAUCGUCCUGUUCGCCGGUACUACGCGAGACAACUUUGCUGGGAAGCCAGUGAAGGAACUGCAGUAUUCCGCUUACAAUGCCCUGGCUCUCCGGACCAUGCUGUCCAUCUGCAAAGAGCUAGUCACGAAACAUCACCUCACUUCCAUGGCCAUGGUUCAUCGUCUCGGCACCGUGCCCAUUGGCGAGGAGAGCAUCCUGAUCGCCGCGUCUUCGCCACACAGGCAGGCCGCCUGGAGAGCCGGCGAAGAGGCCCUCGAGGACUGCAAAAACCGCGUCGAGGUGUGGAAGAGAGAGGAGUUUGAGGGCGAGGCCGGCGUCUGGAGAGCCAACAGAGACGGCGCAGUGGGCCAGAAGGUCGAGGAAGGCGAUGCAGACCCCAGUGUUUCCGCCUAG